GAGGCUUCUGUUUCUUUCAGCAAUAACUCAGGAACUGCCAUGGGCCGAAAGGAAUGCAGUCACUCUGGACCAUAUACAAAGAGCCAACAAGCUCAACAUGCCAGAGGAUCGGAGCUGAGAGUCAUUCUGGUGGGCAAAACCGGAACCGGCAAAAGUGCUACAGGGAACAGCAUCCUCGGGAAGCAAGCAUUUGAGUCCAGGCUGAGUGCCCAGUCCUUGACGAAGACUUGCAGUAAAAGUCGGGGAAGCUGGGGAGACAGAGAGAUGGUUGUUAUUGACACACCUGACAUGUUUUCUGGGAAGGACCGCUCUGAUUCCCUGUACAAAGAGGUACACAGGUGCUACUUACUCUCCGCACCAGGACCCCACGUGCUGCUCCUGGUGACACAGCUGGGCCGAUUCACCACCGAGGACCAGCGGGCUGUGCAGAGGGUGAAGGAGAUCUUUGGAGAGGAUGCCAUGAGACACACAAUUGUCCUCUUCACCCACAAGGAAGACCUCAAGGGAGGCUCCCUGAUGGAUUACAUCCAUGGCUCAGAUAACAAAGCCCUAAGCGAGCUGGUGGCUGCGUGUGGGGGGCGAGUGUGUGCCUUUAAUAACCGUGCUAAAGGGAGCAAUCGGGAUGAACAAGUGAAGGAGCUAAUGGACUUGACUGAGAGCCUAGUGAUGGCGAAAAGGGGUGACCACUACAGCAAUAGGUUGUACAGCCUAGUAACAGCGUCUGAAUGUGGAACUGUGCAGUCAGAGGAGAGAUUACAGGAUUUCAAAGAGAGCUUUAUAAAGUACAUGGAAAUUCAGAGACGUUCAACCAUGGUCAAAGCCCUAAUCCUAAUAGUGAUGUGUAUUUCAUUGUGUAUUCAGGUGUUUGUCAGAUUGCAAACUCUGUUAUUUUGUGUAUUGCACGGAAUGUGCAAUUUCUUUUACUGCUUACCCUUUAGUAUGUGCAAUUUAUUCUGUAGCUUACUGUUAAUUAUACCCCAAAAAUUAAUGAUAAUUUUUAGAAAGACCAUUAGACUGGAAUGCAAGACUCCUAUAUUAUAG
Molecule: messenger RNA, 1041 nt
Organism: Eubalaena glacialis (North Atlantic right whale)
Lineage: Eukaryota; Metazoa; Chordata; Mammalia; Artiodactyla; Balaenidae
Product: GTPase IMAP family member 2-like
Exons: 3
Coding region: 40-1041 (333 amino acids)
Cellular component (GO): endoplasmic reticulum
Molecular function (GO): GTP binding
Source: RefSeq, a predicted model, not a curated record